CCCAGUUGAUUGUUGUAUGCUUAGAAAGAUUUGCAAUCGUUUCGUUUAUUACUUAACUUGCGAUUUGCGAUUUCCCCCCCAACACAAAUUGUGAAACAGAACACGUGUGAUUCAGUCUGAUCACCCCUCCAAUUCCUUAAUUCACAACACAGAGCCUAUAAAUCACGGGGAAAGCAAUUCCUUCUGUUAAUAGUGUCAUUUAAUGCGCAAUAAAAUCACACGACUUUGUGUGUGGGUAUUGACGUUUUCGAUUCCAUUAUAGUGCGCUUGAACGCUAAUAGACACACAGGAUAAAUUGUUGUUCUUUUCUUCCUUGCAAUGACCACAAAACACAAAGCAGUUUGAUUGCAGGCGAAGACGUUUAUAAAACGUUGUGUGCGGGUGGUAACCCGCACACAACGUUGCGUCCAAGUGAGAGUUGUUUUACCACCGUUCUCAAGUUUGUGCUUCGGGAAAGUUCGGUGUCCUCACAGGUAGCAGCACGUCUGACAAGAAAAAUAAUAGUGACUACGUUUGAAGUCUAUAUUAAUCAUUGUUGAAGAGGGAACAAUUUUUACUGUAGUGAAGAUAUAUUUUUCUACAACUCAGGACCACCCAGUCCGAGGAUACAAUGCUACUCCCGCUGACAACCGUUACAGCUCUUUGCGUGCUCUUAGACUUCUCCGAAUCCACUAACACGGAGAAGGAACUGGAAGAAAUGUUUAAAGCAAGAUCUGAUGAUGACUGGCUCAAUGUAUGGCAUCAGGAACAUCACACGAGAUGCCAAGAGACACUGCUGCGCCAUCUAUACUGGGCGUGCGAGAAGGACAUAUAUCGGCUGUCUCGGAGAAAUGACAACCAAGAUCAAGGGAUCGAAUUUCUGCAAGGCAAGAGUGAUCCAAGAUAUCCGUUCCUCAGUGUGGUGGAAGCCCGCGUCUUCCUGAGGGACCGCAGACGUCAGCAGCGACGUCGUGGUUCAGGGGCUUCGAUCACAGACGAGUGCUGUCUGAAUACAGCCGGAUGCACGUGGGAAGAGUACGCAGAAUAUUGCCCAGCCAACAAGCGACUUAGGAAGUUCGUGUAGAAAAUGGUGCUUCAUAUAUAUUCACUGUCGUAAAACAGUUUCACUCAGAUACGUAAAAAAUAUAUCUUUCAAUAUAUA
This is a messenger RNA of Zootermopsis nevadensis, 1141 nucleotides long. RefSeq names its product Insulin-like peptide 7 (gene Ilp7). NCBI's taxonomy places the organism in Eukaryota, Metazoa, Arthropoda, Insecta, Blattodea, Termopsidae. The record is from RefSeq and is a predicted model, not a curated record.